Molecule: messenger RNA, 1524 nt
Organism: Stylophora pistillata
Lineage: Eukaryota; Metazoa; Cnidaria; Anthozoa; Scleractinia; Pocilloporidae
Product: all trans-polyprenyl-diphosphate synthase PDSS1
Biological process (GO): isoprenoid biosynthetic process; ubiquinone biosynthetic process
Cellular component (GO): transferase complex; mitochondrion
Molecular function (GO): prenyltransferase activity
Source: RefSeq, a predicted model, not a curated record
AGCAAUAUACUCAUGUCCUUUUACAAUUUUAUCCCCUUGCAAACAUUUCUCUUACCGGAAUUUCAGCCUUGGAUUGAAAGAAUUUGAAGCAGUUUGUAAACGUCAUACAUCUAGCAUCCAUUCUUCGAUUGUUAAUUCAGUGUUUAAAGAUCGCCUACCGGCUUUUCAACGCGAUCCUUGUGGAAGACGAUUUUCUUGCGCAUUUACCGGGAGGGUUCGCCAUUCAUCAGGAAAAUGGAAUUUGAGUUUAUUUAAAAAGUGCUAUAGAUUUUCAACAUAUUCACAUACAGAGAAAACACAAAUAGACCCACAUGCUUUAACAGAAACACAUUUAUCACAACUCUGUGAAGCAAUAAAAAAGGAACUUAAUUCCUCCAUCAAACCUCUCAGAGAUGUGAGUCAAUAUUACUUUGAUGGUCAAGGAAAAUACAUCAGACCAAUGAUGGUGCUUUUGACUGCAGAGGCAUGUAACUCGCACACUUCCAACAGCAGGAAAAUCCUUCCAUCACAAUCAACAGUUGUAAUGGUGUCAGAAAUGAUCCACACUGCCAGUUUGGUUCACGAUGAUGUUAUUGAUGGAGCUGAUACCAGACGAGGAAAAACAUCCAUCAAUAAAAUGUUUGGAGAGAGGAUGUCAGUUCUAGCAGCAGACUACAUCCUUGCAUGUGCUUCUCAAACUUUGGCCAAGCUCGGAAACAGUGAAGUUGUAGAAUUAUUAGCCAAGGUUGUAGAUGACCUUGUAAAAGGUGAAUUUAUGCAACUAGGGUCAAAAGAAAAUCCAGAUGAGAGGUUUAAUCAUUACUUAGAAAAGACUUACAAGAAGACUGCUAGUUUGAUAGCAUGUUGUUGCAAAGCAGUCGCUGUGUUUGGAAAUUGUGACCCAGAAGUACAAGAAAUUGCCUUUCAAUAUGGCAGAAAUAUUGGAAUGGCUUUUCAGGUAGUAGAUGAUAUUCUGGACUUUGUAGCCAGUGAGGGGGAGAUGGGAAAGCCAACAGCCACUGAUCUACGUCUUGGGCUUGCAACUGCGCCUGUCUUGUUUGCGUGUGAACAGUUUCCUGAUCUGAAUGCACUCAUCAUGCGUCGGUUUAAAGGCCCUAAUGAUGUGGACGAAGCUCGGGAAGCAGUUGAUAAGAGCGACGGUAUUGCACGCUCUUAUACUCUUGCCAGUCAGUAUGCUAAAGAGGCAGUCAAACAAAUCAACAAGCUGUCUUCUUCUCCUCAAAGAGAUGCAUUGGUCACACUCACUCAGCAGAUCAUACAAAGACGAAAAUAACCAGUUGGCGACUUCCUCUUUUUACCCCGAAAAUCUUACUCUUUUAUCUCAAUUAAAACUCUGUCUCUGAGUCUUAAACUAAUGGAGAAUUGAGCAAGUAAUUAUAAGUCGUCUUUCUACGUGACUUUUGCUUAGAAGAUUUCAAAUGAACCUCUAAGGAACACUAUAUGAAAAAGGAUUAGUCAUUGAUUCUGUUUUUAAAUUUUAAAUUAUAAAUAAAUGUAUAGUCACUUGGUUUGUGAGAAUUCUUA